AUGUUCGCUGACAACUUUUGGCCAGCGACGCUAGAGGCCAUGGGUAACACUCCUUCCAGCUCUGCGUUGCAGACGUGCCUAAAAGGCGCCGUGGGAAAUGAUGUCGCUUUCAAAAGUGACCCUUUGUAUCAACUCGUGCACGUCAAGCCAUACAACCUUGGUGUUCCGAGUGUUCCAGCUGCUGUUACGUACCCAAGGACGGCAGACCAGGUCUCGAAGAUUGUAAAAUGUGCAGUCGACAAUGCUUUGAAGGUGCAGCCGCGAGGUGGUGGGCACUCGUAUGCAAACUAUGUCUUGGAGGAUGUCGGGUUACUCGCCACCUUCGAAACAAUGCUAAUCGUCGUUUUAGCUAUCGGAGGCGGCGUAGAUAAUACCAUCGUCGUCGAUUUGAAAAACUUCCAGCAGUUCUCUAUGGACCAGUCGACAUGGCAAGCAACCAUCGGUGGUGGCACGCUUCUCGGAGACCUUAGCAAACGCCUUCACGACAACGGAAACCGCGCAAUGGCGCACGGUACCUGUCCACAGGUCGGCAUCGGUGGGCAUGCCACAAUAGGCGGACUCGGUCCUCCAUCCAGAAUGUGGGGAACCAGCCUCGACGCCGUCGAGGAGGUUGAAGUCGUCCUUUCCAACUCUUCCGUCGUCCGCGCAUCCGAGCAGCAGAAUGCGGACAUCUUCUUCGCCGUGAGAGGUGCCGCAGCCGGAUUCGGCAUCGUGACUGAAUUCAAGGUGCGCACACAGCCCGAGCCAGGAGAAGCUGUUAUUUACUCAUACAACUUCACGGGGAACGAUAUAAAGUCGAAAGCGACCGCGUUCAAGCAGUGGCAAGCCCUCGUGUCCGACCCGAACCUGUCGCGAAAGUUUGCUUCUACAUUUAUCCUCACCGAACAGUUCGGCGCCAUCGCUACCGGAACAUUUUUUGGCUCCCGAGCAGAGUUUGACAGCCUGAACAUCAGCUCGCGGCUGCCGCCCAAGGAAGAGUCGAACGUCGAGUUCAACGAUUGGCUGGGCCUGGUCGGACACUGGGGAGAAGAUGUUGCCCUGAAAAUUGUCGGGGGCAUCCCAGCGAACUUUUAUAGCAAGUCACUUGCCUAUACCAAGAACGACUUGAUUCCCGAUGAGGGCGUCGAUAAGCUGUUCGAAUACCUCGACAAGGCGGACAAGGGCGGUGCCUUGUGGUUCAUCAUCUGGGAUCUCGCCGGCGGUGCUGUCAACGACGUCAAGCCAGAUGCGACCGCAUAUGGGCAUCGCGACACACUCUUCUUCCAUCAGUCCUAUGCCAUCAAUCUCCUUGGUAAGGUCAAGGAUCAAACCAGGACCUUCUUGACCGAAGUUAACAGCAUUGUCGAGGCCGCGGUACCUGGAGACCAAGACGGUGCAUACGCGGGAUAUGUGGAUCCGGCGCUCGGCGCUGAGCAAAGUGCGAGCUUGUACUGGAGUGGCAAUGUGGACAGACUACAGAAGAUCAAAGCGGAGGUUGAUCCAAAUGAUGUCUUCCACAACCCCCAAAGUAUCAGGCCUGCGAAGGGGAGCGCGAGGAUGAGGCGAUGA
This is a messenger RNA of Parastagonospora nodorum SN15, 1548 nucleotides long. RefSeq lists its product as hypothetical. NCBI's taxonomy places the organism in Eukaryota, Fungi, Ascomycota, Dothideomycetes, Pleosporales, Phaeosphaeriaceae. The transcript is spliced from 2 exons. Bases 1 to 1548 code for a protein of 515 amino acids. The record is from RefSeq and is a predicted model, not a curated record. Gene Ontology annotation, molecular function: oxidoreductase activity; FAD binding.